AUGGUGGUUGCACAAUGGUCAGGAGAGAUUGAGGCCAUCGUGGGAUUUAUCAAGGCCCUUUUCUUUCGCGGCCUCAUGUUGGCUGCCUUCAUCUCUCCUACUACGUUUUUGGGAUCAUCGUCGUUGGUGCUCGGGCUCCUCAAACUCUCGAUCUCGGGCGUCCUGCUGGCGCUCAUCAAUUUUAUGUCUGGGCUGUCCUGCGGGAAUGUGUUCCUCCACCCGUCCAGCCGCACGCUGUAUAAUCUUGCUCAGAAUGUGUACAAUGUGAGCGAGGUCUGGAUUGCCGCGGCAGCAACGUGA
Colletotrichum spaethianum is the source of this 300-nucleotide messenger RNA. RefSeq lists its product as uncharacterized. The record is from RefSeq and is a predicted model, not a curated record. Bases 1 to 300 code for a protein of 99 amino acids. The transcript has 2 exons. Lineage: Eukaryota; Fungi; Ascomycota; Sordariomycetes; Glomerellales; Glomerellaceae.